This is a messenger RNA of Closterium sp. Yama58-4, 2586 nucleotides long. Lineage: Eukaryota; Viridiplantae; Streptophyta; Zygnematophyceae; Desmidiales; Closteriaceae. The record is from the annotation of a GenBank genome assembly.
AUGGCACACGCGGGUAAUGCCACGUCAGCCUCUGACGGCAGCAACUGGGCUGCGCUCCUGCUGGCCGCAGGAACCGGCGCCGUGGUGGCGGCAGCCGCGUCGUACUAUUUCCAUUCGCAAGCGCUCGCUAAGUUCGCCGAACAGGAUGGCAAGCUGAAGCCGCAGAAGACGCGCAAGGUGACGACCACCCCUGCCGCGCGCCGGGUUGCGCCCACCCCGGGCGUGCCACUGCGCCAGCAGCAGCGGACCCACCGAAACUCCCAGUCGAACGCCGCCAAUCCCUACGCCUUCGACCCGCUCGCGGGCAGUUUCAGUCCGGGCAGCCUGCCCGGGAAACUGGCGUCCUCGCUGGACCGGCAGGACAUGCAGGCUCUCAGCGCCGCGCGCCUGGCGGCGGCGAACGCGUCGGCGGCAGUGGCGUCGGGGCUGCGGGAAGGCAAUUUCCAAGGCGACUUGCUUCCGCCGCGCUCUGUGAGCGCGCACUCGUCCGUGGUGGGGGGGCUGGGCGCGGAGGAGGCGGAGGAGGAGGCGGAGGAGGAGGACAUGGGGGAGGAGGGGGAGGAGGUGAUGGUGGAGGAGCUGGGGGACGGCGGCGAGGGGGAGGGCGGGGAGGGCGCGGAGAAGGAGGGGGAGGGGCGGGGGGAGGCGCGGGUGAAGAGGGCGGUGAGCGUGCAGGACAGCAUUCACCACCCCGUGUCUGACCCCGGCACGGCGGACAGGCUUAGGAAGGCGCCAGAGGUCGAGGACUAUGUGCGCCUCAACCUCUACCCGCAAGACAUGCCGAGUGCGGAGGACGAGGAGGUGUGUGUGCUGCUGCAGGAGUGCCUGCAGCUGAGGGACAAGUACGUGUUCAGGGAGGCCGUGCCGCCCUGGCAUGCCGACGCCAACGCCCUGCCCAUGCCCGACCCCAGCGACCCCUUCCGCUACGACCCACUCCCCCCCUCCGAUCAUGUGAUCGAGAUGGUGGAUGGUGUGGUGAAGAUAUUCGCAGACAAAGAAGCCAAGGAGCGGGGCGAGGAGCUGUUUCCAGUGCACGACGCGACAACGUUCUUCACCGAUCUGCACCGCAUCCUCAAGAUCACCUCCCUCGGCCACGUGCGCUCCCUCUGUUUCCACCGCCUGCGCCUCCUCGAACAGCGGUACCACCUGCAUCUGACGCUGAACGCGGAUCGUGAGUUCAAGGCGCAGAAGAGCGCGCCGCACCGCGACCUGUACAACGUGCGCAAGGUGGACACGCACGUGCACCACAGCGCGUGCAUGAACCAGAAGCACCUGCUGCGCUUCAUCAAGUCCAAACUCAGGAAGGAGCCCGACGAGGUGGUGAUCUUCCGUGACGGCAAGUACCUCACACUCAAGGAGGUGUUUGAGAGCCUCGACCUCACGGGGUACGAUCUGAACGUGGAUCUGUUGGACGUGCACGCGGACAAGAACACGUUUCACCGCUUUGACAAGUUCAACCUCAAGUACAACCCGUGCGGGCAGAGCCGACUCAGGGAGAUCUUCAUCAAACAGGACAACCUCAUUCAGGGAAGGUUCUUGGCGGAGGUGACAAAGGAGGUCUUCACGGAUUUGGUUGCGUCCAAAUACCAGAUGGCGGAGUACCGGGUGUCCAUCUACGGGCGCAAGAUGAGUGAGUGGGACCAGCUCGCCAGCUGGGUCGUCAACAACGACCUCUACUGCCCCAACGUCGUCUGGCUCAUCCAGCUCCCCCGGCUGUACAACGUGUACAAGGACAUGGGCAUAGUGGCGUCGUUCCAGACCAUGCUGGACAACAUCUUCCUGCCGCUCUUUGAGGUCACCGUUGACCCCUCCUCGCACCCACACCUCCACAUCUUCCUCAAUCACGUGGUGGGGUUUGACAUGGUGGACGAUGAGAGCCGGCCUGAGCGCCGGCCAACGAAGCACAUGAUAACCCCGGCGGAGUGGACCAACCCCUUCAACCCCGCCUACUCCUACUACACCUACUACGUCUACGCCAACCUCUACAAGCUUAAUCGCCUGCGCGAGUCCAAAGGCCUCUCCAUCCUCAAGUUCCGCCCGCACUCUGGGGAGGCGGGAGACGUGGACCAUCUAGCGGCCACGUUCCUGACGGCGCACAACAUAGCGCACGGCAACAACCUGCGCCGCACGCCAGCGCUGCAGCACCUGUACUACCUGGCGCAGAUCGGGCUGGCCAUGUCCCCGCUGAGCAACAACUCGCUGUUCCUGGACUACCACAAGAACCCCUUCCCUCAGUUCUUUGCACGCGGGCUCAACGUGUCGCUGAGCACGGACGACCCCCUCAUGAUCCACCUCACCAAGGAGCCGCUCGUUGAAGAGUACAGCAUUGCCGCGCAGGUGUGGCGCCUGACAUCAUGCGACCUCUGUGAGAUCGCCCGCAACUCUGUCUACCAGUCAGGCUUCUGGCACCCCACCAAGGCGCAUUGGAUAGGGCCGCGCUACUUCCUGCGGGGCCCAGACAGCAACGACAUUCACCGCACCAACGUGCCACACAUCCGUGUUGAAUUCCGCUACCAGGCAUGGGAGGCGGAGAUGGAGUAUGUGUAUUUGGGCAAGGCCAAGCUGCCCCAGGAGAUCGACUCCUGA